Suillus subalutaceus is the source of this 918-nucleotide messenger RNA. RefSeq lists its product as uncharacterized. The record is from RefSeq and is a predicted model, not a curated record. NCBI's taxonomy places the organism in Eukaryota, Fungi, Basidiomycota, Agaricomycetes, Boletales, Suillaceae. Bases 1 to 918 code for a protein of 305 amino acids. The transcript is spliced from 5 exons.
AUGCCAGACACACUCAAUGAUACCCUCCAAGUUCUGCCUGAGGAGCCAAGCUACCCAGGACACACCCAGGACCUGGGAGAGAUACACAGUAGAGUGCAACAAGUCGUCAUUACUGCUAUUUGCACAACUAAUCUUACUAUUGGUCUCCAGCACAUCCCCGCUGACUUGCAUGUGGUGGUAAAGACCGACAGUGCUGAAUGUCAGAUGGGCAACAAACCCGUACACGUAUAUGAGGCUGUUGUCAAAUGGACCAAGUCCAUACUUCUGUAUGUUGUCCUUAAUCUCAUCUUUUCUGUGCAGAUUGAGAAGCACUCUAGGCCGUUCAAGGAGAAGUCCUCCACGCAUUUGAGAUCUCCGUCGGAGAAUUACUGGAUCAUAGCGAAAAUUCAAGUGCUUACGUCCCUCAAUAUGGAUGCAUUAGCACUAAGGAUGGAUGCCAGACAUCAGCUUCUCGCACGGUACCAUGGGACGCAGAACAGUAGGGAUCUCGACCAAUCCAUAAACCACUUUGAAUACGUCUUGGAUAUCUGCCCCAUGGAUCAUCCCUGCCGCCUUGCAGCACUGUUCAAUCUAGCUACCAUACAGUUUAUGCCCUUGAUAGAUCAUCCCGACCAAACCGUCACCCAGUUCCACCUUGCCAUUGCUCUGCUUUCUCGCUCUGUAAAACAAGGAUUUCAAGCAGAUGCUGAUGCAGCUCAAGAGUUACUGAACAAAGUCCUCAAUGUCUGCCAUGCCAACAGCCACAUUUACAGAGCAGCUUUGAUUGCAGUCGAAACAUCCGCUCUGCAUUCUGCGGGAAGCAUUGGUGCAAAUGAUCUUGGGCAGGAGCAGCCCACCACAUCCAUGCUUCCAUUAUCACUGAAUCAACUUGCUCAUCAAACAGAGCUGUGUUUGCAGAGAGAUGAGCCCCCACCCUAG